CUUACAACACUAGAAAGUCCUAGUGGUUCAAGAAUACUUUGGGUAGCUUGUCAAACAGAGAAAUGUUCCACAAUCCCAUUGUGCCUCGUUUGAGGAAAAGGCCGAGACCAGUAGAAGCCAGUGUUCCCAGGUGUGAGGAGGUGAAGUUUCAGAAUGUCAUAUUGUACCUGGUGGAGAGGAAAAUGGGACACAGCAGGAGAAGCUUUCUAACCGGACUGGCCAGGUCGAAGGGCUUUAUUGUGAACGACAUCCUCAGCGACGUGGUCACUCAUGUUGUGUCAGAGGAUCACCAGGCUUCGUCACUGUGGUCAUGGCUCCGAGGGUGUGAACUGAAGAAUUUACCUGACAUGCUCGUGUUAAACAUCAGCUGGUUCACUGACAGCAUGAGAGAGGGGAGGCCUGUUGCUGUAGAGACCAGACAUCUUAUUCAGGACACCUUGCCCAGUGAAGGGCCCACACCCACUUCCGUGGCCAUAGUUUCUCAGUACGCCUGCCAGAGACGGACAACGAUCGAAAACAACAACAGCAUUUUCACCGAUGCGUUCGAGGUCUUGGCAGAGAGCUAUGAAUUCAGUGAGCUUGAGGGUCAAUGUCUGGCCUUCAGGAGAGCCGCUUCAGUCCUGAAGAGUCUACCCUGUGAGGUGCGGCGUCAGGAGGACAUCCGAGAUCUGCCUUGGAUGGGAGAACAUACUAAAGCAGUGAUGGAGGAUAUACUUCAAUAUGGGCAUUCGUUUGAAGUUGAGAGAAUGCUCUCUGACAAAAAGUAUCAAACACUGAAGCUGUUCACGAGUGUGUUUGGGGUUGGACCUAAGACGGCAGACAAGUGGUACCGCAAAGGGCUGCGCUCAUUCAGCGACGUUCUGACGGAGCCCAGCAUUCAUCUGAACCGGAUGCAGCAAAUGGGUUUUCUGUAUUAUGAAGACAUCUCAAGGGCUGUCAGCAAGGCAGAGGCCCGAGCACUGGGGAGCAUUAUUGACGAAGCUGUCCGUGCGAUCACACCGGACGGCAUAUUAGCACUGACAGGUGGCUUUCGGAGGGAGAAGGAGUUUGGUCACGAUGUGGAUUUUAUUGUGACCACACCAGAACCAGGGAGAGAGAAUAGUCUGCUACCUGACAUCAUUGAAAGACUGAAACAAGAAGGCAUUUUGCUUUAUUGUGACUAUCAGGCCUCCACCCUUGAUAUAUCCAAGCUUCCCUGCCCGAGAUUUGAGGCCAUGGACCAUUUUGCAAAGUGCUUCCUGAUCCUCCAGCUGGAGGGAAGCAAAGUGGAGGGCGGUUUGAGCAGAUCUAAGGAGGGCGGCAGGGGAUGGAAGGCGGUGCGUGUCGACUUGGUGUCACCACCUGUGGAUCGUUAUGCUUUCGCUCUACUGGGCUGGACCGGCUCCAGGCAGUUUGAGAGAGACCUGAGGAGGUUUGCUCGAUUAGAGCGGCAGAUGGUUUUGGACAACCACACCCUGUACGACAAAACAAAGAAAGAGUUCCUGGCAGCACAGACUGAAAAGGACAUCUUUGCCCAUCUGGGUCUGGAGUACAUUGAGCCAUGGCAGAGAAAUGCGUAGGCCUCUGCUCCUCCCUUCCUGCCUGGAUGAUACCCUUUGCAUUACAUCAGUGUUCUUCCCAUCUGUUUGCUCGGCUCUGCUGUGAUUCACUUCCAAAUAGCUUUUGAUUUCUAUACACUUAUGUGCCAUUAUUUGUGCUGUUUUUGUCUGCUGUGUGAUUCAUUAUACUUCUUAUUCACUAUUGUCUUUUUCAACAUAAACAUCCCUUUGUCA
Molecule: messenger RNA, 1772 nt
Organism: Solea senegalensis (Senegalese sole)
Lineage: Eukaryota; Metazoa; Chordata; Actinopteri; Pleuronectiformes; Soleidae
Gene: dntt
Product: deoxynucleotidyltransferase, terminal
Exons: 11
Coding region: 63-1559 (498 amino acids)
Biological process (GO): double-strand break repair via nonhomologous end joining
Cellular component (GO): nucleus
Molecular function (GO): DNA nucleotidylexotransferase activity; DNA-directed DNA polymerase activity; DNA binding
Source: RefSeq, a predicted model, not a curated record